Molecule: messenger RNA, 291 nt
Organism: Rhizopus microsporus ATCC 52813
Lineage: Eukaryota; Fungi; Mucoromycota; Mucoromycetes; Mucorales; Rhizopodaceae
Exons: 2
Coding region: 1-291 (96 amino acids)
Source: RefSeq, a predicted model, not a curated record
AUGUCAACUCGAAAAGUAGCAUUAACCUUGUUCAGUUCAAGCACCUGUUCUUUAUGUACGACAGCAAAGGCAGCCAUUGUCAAUGUACAAAAGAAGACACCGUUUUCUUUAACCGUGUUGGAUAUUCACAAGGAAGAAUGCCCAAAAGAGUUUAGAGAUAAAUACAUGUUUGAUAUACCCGUUGUGCAUCUUAACGAUAAGUUUUUGAUGCAGCAUCGAGUACCAGAGGAUUCCUUGCUGGAAGCCAUAAAACACUAUGAAGCAACAGGAGAAAUCAAAGCGACACGUUAA